UGACACCUCAGCACCAAACUGAACAGCAUGAGGAAAGUGACAUCAGUUUUGAGCUUUUGGAUUAACUGCUGAAAUCCAAUCAUGCAGCUUGUCCAGAUUUCAAGACCUGCACGGCACUUUCUCCAGCUUGGUAUCAAGUACAAAGGAAUGACUGCCUGGAAUGGCAUGGAUUAAGCAUAACAGAAAAUAGCCAUAUAUCUAGAAGAGCCACAUGUGGAAUCAACCACUCUGUUUAUAAUUUAACAAACUCCCAAACAAUUAUUAAUGUUGUGGACUCAUAGAAUACAUUGUUAAAUGAAGUUAUUACAAUUAUGGUAGUUUAAGACUGGAACUCCCAUCACCAAAGGAGAAUUAAAGAAACACAAAAAAAAAACACCCCACAGAGUUCACUGUUGAAUAUGUGACUGAAACAGAAUUAUUUUUUACUUUUUUUUUUAAUGAAUCUAUAAUUAAUUACUUUUAUAAAUAGGGUUACCAUGACAGGCAAAGAGCUUAACAAGAAGCAUGGUCAGUUCAGGAGUAAGAAAAAGCUUUCAAAUGCCAGACAAUCUCGGAAACCAGCAAAAUCUUCAAAAAACAAUACAGAACAAAAGAAGGUAAAAUGUGCAAAGACAAACUGGGUGAAUGGGCUCACAAGUGUUCGUAAAAGAGGAACAGAAUUCUCACAUUUUGGAAACCCUUGGGGAAGUAUACAAGAGAAAUAUGUCCGAAUGGAUGAGGAUCCUGGACUUUGGAGAUGGCCAAAUUCUACAGUGGUUGGGCCACAUCGUUCUCAUAGUCAGACGUGUUCGGUGACAAAUAAGUCUACCAGGUAUCCACAGUGCUGGAUUGUCUCAAAUGGCAUAUUGGAAAAAAAGCAAGAGCAAGAGUAUGCAGAUGCAAGUGUGAAUUUUAGUGAGUCAUUAAAGGAGGAGAGUAUAACUUUUCUGGAUUUUUGUAUUCUUACUUUUGAAAAAUUGUCAUCUGUGUUUGGCAGAAACCCUGAUUAUUACAACCAUGUUUCCCAAGAACUUCUGAAAAAGCAGUUUUUGCUAAUGUCCAAUUUUGAUAGUGUUAUUAAAGACUUCAGUGAAAAAGUAGGAGUAUGCCAGCCAAACCACUUUAAAGUACCAUCAGUGUUACAGUUUAUGAAUACAAAUAUUCAUUACCUCCUUGCUCUGAGGCAUGCAGCUGACCAGGAGAUCAAAGCUUUUGAAAAGGAAGUUGCAAUUAUAACUGGCGAACGACUAGGACGGGAUAAGAACCCCAAGUUUGCAAAUUUCGUUAACUUUUCUGAAAGCAGUGUUGAGCGAUAUGUUCAUAUGGCUUGUGAUAUUUUGAACUCUUACAGUGGUCAGAAAUAUGGAUGUAAAAAGGAGUGGUCAGCAUUUUGUCAAGUUAAUGGUAAAACCUCCAAAGUGGUAAGUGCUCGCUCUAACAGAUUUGUUCACUUCUUUGAAGCAGCUGCUGCUCUGAUGCAUCAUUAUGUGGACAUUGCAACCUUCUUUACAGAGAGCUACAAUUCUGGCCCACGGAAUAGAAUCAAUGUGAUACAAGAGAGUGUCCAGGAUGACUUGUUUGAUGAAACGCUGCAGUCCCUCCUCUGUGUACUCGCUUUGGUGUAUCUAAAAGUCAUUGGUCCUUACUGGCAACUUUUAACAAGUAAAGCAAAGUAUAUAGAUUUUCGUAAGUAUGUGCAGUGCCUUUAUCAGAAGCUUUAUGAGUGGUCAUCGGAUGCAACACCCUUGCUUUUUAAAAAAUUCACAGAUGAUAACGUUUUUCAUCGCUUUCUCUUUCCAGAAGAGGAACAUUAUUAUGGAGUGUUUUCAUUUUGUAAUCCUAAAAACCAGUAUUUCCCUUUCAUUGCCAAGUGUCUAGAGCGUGUCAUGAAGUCAUUUGUUUCUGUUACUGUAAAAUAUCUUGCUGACUUUUUGCCGGGUGGGAUUUAUGACCAUGAGCCAAGUACAGACGCUUGUGCAAAGCUAAAGUUCUGCCAGCUGCAGCAUCUGAUGGGCAACUAUCCUUAUGGACAACAUUACAGUGACACAUACAGGAUGCCACCAAACUCUAAACUGCAAAGAAAUUGUUACACAUCUUUCAUGGAAAACAGCCAAGUCUUAAACUGUAAAGUACUGCCUCAAGAGUUUCAAAAUAGUGCAAUGAUUGUGUCCACUGUUGUGAGUAAUGGAGGGCCUUGCAAAACAAAAAGGGAUGUCGAUAAUCUGUUGUUCAGACUGGAAGGAGCGACUCUUGCCAAGAAGGUUGAAGCAGUACAACUGCAAAUGAAUUAUCAAAAAAACAUUUUGGGGGUAACAGACACAAAUUUCAGUCACGUUGGGCUUUCACUGAAAGAUAUGGUUGAAAAUUUAAAAAUGGUGUUGGCUGAUGAGGACUACACGCACACUGCAGACCACAAAGAGCUCUAUAGCUCCGAUUACCAACCGGCACCACGUUUGCAGCAGUCGGAAGUAAACGCUGCUUCUACCAUUAUAGGAGGCUAUGAUGACGACUGUUUGGAUGACAACUCUAUAUAUGUAAAUAUGGCUCAGUGCGCUGUACAAGCAUUUGAAAGUCAGGAUGAUGACUUUUGUAUUUCUUGAUUAAGUGACUGUUACAGAUAUUGUUAAAGUGUAUCUUGACGAGAGUUGUUUUAACCUUUUUUAUUGUUUUAGAAGAGUGCCAUAGAUGAAAAUCUUAAAGUUUUAUAUUUCUGAAUAGAUGUGUUUUGGUCCAUUUUUUAAAAUAUUUAACUUUUUAGGAAUGGUGCGGGUUAAGAUGCAUGCAAAGGUUCUUGCAUUUUGUAACUAUAUAUUAAAUGUUCUAAAAUAGCAGUGACGAAUUUUGCAGCUUUUUUUUAA
Molecule: messenger RNA, 2837 nt
Organism: Polypterus senegalus (gray bichir)
Lineage: Eukaryota; Metazoa; Chordata; Cladistia; Polypteriformes; Polypteridae
Exons: 2
Coding region: 477-2579 (700 amino acids)
Molecular function (GO): 3'-5'-RNA exonuclease activity
Source: RefSeq, a predicted model, not a curated record